AUGCAACCCUGGCCGGGAUUACACGAAGUGCCUGUAACAAUAGACCGCGGCUCCGCUAGACGUGACGCUGCAGUGCUACCUCCACUGAAGCUGUACAACCCAAGCAGGAUUAUCGGAGCCACUAGGCUCGGCUCUAUUCCCAAAUACAGAUUUUGCAACCCAUUUAUGCCGGCUAAUGUCAUGAGAGCGGUUUGUUUUCCCGUGCUUACGCAGCCCGGCGAGACCAUGGCGGAUGCCAACGUAAGCAAGGAUGAAUAUUGCCCGUUAGCUUAUCGGCGUGCCGACACGGUGGGCAGCAUAUUUAGAAGGAAUAUGAAUGAGUGUAACCGUUGGAUUUUCGGCGACAUUUCAGACCUCGGCUGCGCUACUGGAAUACCUAACGAAAAUGGUCCCGUGCGGGAUAUUAUGGAGAUGUGUAAGCUUAUGAUCGAUACGGCAAAUGCCGAAUUGCAUCCUUGGAACCGGGACUGGUGGAUGCAAGCACACAAUCCCGGUACGCCGCCCGGCGUGCAAUAUUGUCGCAGAGCCGUAGCACGCAAAGAACGCAAUUCAAUUGGUAAACAGUCGUAUCCGGCAAACAACGAUACGUGGUACAACGAAAACUUGCGCUUAGACUUAGAUAGGAUGUAUAACACCGCUGUUGGUGCCGGCUUUACGGACGACGGUAAAUGUUACAAGAUGACCUUUAGGCUUCCCAGCGUUAACAGGGAUGACGUUAAAGUUAGGAUUUACGGAGGUGUACUAACAGUUAGCAUCAAAUCUGAAGAGGUAAAUUACGGCAAGAAUGACUCCACUACUCGCUACUCACAACAAUUCCGCCACUCCGUCACAGUACCGAGGGACGCGAUGGAGCCACACGCGAAGGCCACACUCACAAACGGUACACUAACAGUACAAAUACCUAAAAGGUGUGAUAGAAUAUACGACUACGAUAACUAUUAG
This is a messenger RNA of Babesia sp. Xinjiang, 942 nucleotides long. RefSeq lists its product as uncharacterized. The transcript has a single exon. The coding region runs from base 1 to 942 and encodes 313 amino acids. NCBI's taxonomy places the organism in Eukaryota, Apicomplexa, Aconoidasida, Piroplasmida, Babesiidae. The record is from RefSeq and is a predicted model, not a curated record.